Messenger RNA from Oldenlandia corymbosa var. corymbosa, 3591 nucleotides. The record is from the annotation of a GenBank genome assembly. NCBI's taxonomy places the organism in Eukaryota, Viridiplantae, Streptophyta, Magnoliopsida, Gentianales, Rubiaceae.
AUGGCCAAGGAAGUAGUUAGGGUAGAGGACGUAGAGUGUUCGUUGACCCAAGACAGGCUGAGUGAGUUGGAGAGCUAUUACAGCCUUACGGCCGUAAACCCCACAUUACCGGAAGGCCAUGAGAGAGCCAACACUCCUCCUCUGGGAAAGAUUACGAUUUACGAGAAGUUUUUGGAAUACGGAUUGCAUUUCCCCUUGAUGCCUAUGUUUAGGAAGAUUGUAGAGGCUUAUGGUCGACCCCUGGCCCAAUACACCCCGAAUCUUAUAACCAUAGUCCUGGCCUUCGUACACGUGUGCAACAAGAUGGGGGUGGAACCAGACGUUUUCUUGUUCAGGUGCUUCUACAAGCUCGUCCGAUGCGGGAAGAGCUUUCCCAGAUGGUUCAGCUUCACCAAGAAUCCGCAUGGACCCUCCAAGGAGUUGGUAGCAAAGAAUGAGAGUUCCAAACACUGGAGGUCAGGAUUCUUCUACGUGGAUGCGAACUUUGUCUCCCUGUUUCCGUGGAUAUCGGACGAGGGAGGGACAAUCAGCUUGGAUCCGUGGACCAAGAAGGAUAAGAAAGAUAUUGAAACCCGGAGGAGGGACUUGGAGAAAUUAGCCGGCUGGAAGAAGACCUAUACCUAUAGGCAAAUCGCGUUGCUAAGCGACCGGAUCAGCACUCGUAAUCAAGACGAGGAAGAGCAGCACGCCGAAGAAGGGCCACAAGAGGUCGCCCCACCUGAGACAGGGGCAGCGUCCUCCGGGCAGGCGACGAGGACGCCCAUCGAGAGUUCAGGGAUGGGGAACUCCUCCGGCCGACCCUCAGGUCACUUGAAGAGGAAAAGGGAAGUCCCGGAGGUCGUGGAGGUGGAUCCGCUGUCCUUCAGCCUCCCAGCGAUCCAUGAGUUAUCUUCCCUCGACGACCUCCUGAAGGAAGGAUACGCAGAUCCGGGUCGGGAUACCGAUUUAUUUGAGGACGUACCCGCGGGCCACGCUCUACUAACCUUCGACCCUCCUCGGGUCGAAUGCCCGGAGUUACGCGAGGCCGAAGCAGCGAGGCUGGAGGACGGCAUGAGACAGGGCCAGAGAUGCGGAGGUCAUGUUCAAGGCCUCGGAAGGGAAAAGAGCGCGUCUGGAAUAGGAAAGGAAGCGCUUGGAAGAGGAGGUUGCGAGGAUGAAGGCACAGCUCGAGGAUGCGGAGCUGACCCACCGUCUUCAGAUGGAAAGUUUGCUGGCCACGAGUGUCCCGAAGUCCCGACUGGACACCAGAUUUCCGAAGCCUACGCCUUCGUUUCGAAGCCCGAGGACAUCCUGAACAUUCCAGGUAGUCCCUCGUUCGUCUUUCAGAUGCCGAGGGGGACGGAAACGCCUCCCAGCAUGCCACCGGGACUGGACGACGAACCAGAGAUAGUUGCAUCCGCGCCUCCACCCCAAGGGUACAACUCCGGCAACCGAGGAGGAGGAGGAACGUCAACGGACACCAACGCCCGCAGCAGAGACAAGGGGAAGGGCACGACUUCGGACUUCCCCUCUCAUCCUGACGGCACCUCUCGAGGGUUGCCCGCGACCCUGGGUCUUUGGGAAACUUCAGGGAUUCUGUGGAUCGACUUGCAGUUGCCCGACCCUCACCAUGACCCUACAGCCUUUCCACUUUACGCGGCCGUAGGAGGGGCCUUGGCGGAUCCGAACGUUGAUAGGGGCCGGGGACGACUGUCAGGUCUCGAAGGACAACUCGAAGAGGCUUUGCAAACCUUCAGGGCCUCGGAGUUGGACGAGGCACGUAAGGCCGUUCUCGAGGCGAAGGCUGAGAACAACCGGUUGGACAAGUUAUGGCGGGAUACGGAGGAUUAUUGGGAAGACCACCUAAAGAAUUCCAUACAAUUGCAAAUGUUGGCUAACAAUCGCCUUCGGACAUUCGAAGCCAAGAUACGGAGGAAGAAGGACGAGGGUUUAGCCAAACCCGACCCAGAAGAUUUUAUCCCCCGUAACUACUUUGAGAGCGUGCUGGGUUGUGGAGGCCGUCAGGGUGCAGCAGGCCGCGGAGGCCAUGCUGGUGCCGUCGGCCACUGGGGUCGAGACGGCUUUGUAAAUGCUCCAGGUAGGCGACGAGGACGCUCGUCGAGAGUUCCAGGAGGGGGAACUCCUCCGGCCGACCCUCAGGAAAGGAAGCGCUUGGAAGAGGAGGUUGCGAGGAUGAAGGCACAGCUCGAUGAUGCGGAGCUGACCCACCGCCUUCAGAUGGAAAGUUUGCUGGCCACGAGUGUCCCGAAGUCCCGACUGGACACGUACAUCUUGGCGGGGGUCCAGCGGUACCUGGGGUCGUCCGAGUUCGCCCUCGGAAUAAACGAUGUUAUGGACCCUGCUAUGGAAAGGGGGGCGAGGAAGGUCGUCUUGGAAAUUGAGGCGGCCCAGAAGAAGAAUGAGGACAUCUGGCCCGUCCUCGAAAAGUAUGCUGACAGGGACAAGAAAGGAAAGACAUCCGCGGUGCGAUUCCGGUGCAAGGCCCGGAAACACUUCCGGGAUAUGGAUUUUGCCAGUCUCCCUAUUAUGCAGCAGAUUUCCGAAGCCUACGCCUUCGUUUCGAAGCCCGAGGACAUCCUGAACAUUCCAGGUCUUGAAGGACAACUCGAAGAGGCUUUGCAAACCUUCAGGGCCUCGGAGUUGGACGAGGCACGUAAGGCCGUUCUCGAGGAGAAGGCUGAGAACAACCGGUUGGACAAGUUAUGGCGGGAUACGGAGGAUUAUUGGGAAGACCACCUAAAGAAUUCCAUACAAUUGCAAAUGUUGGCUAACAAUCGCCUUCGGACAUUCGAAGCCAAGAUACGGAGGAAGAAGGACGAGGGUUUAGCCAAACCCGACCCAGAAGAUUUUAUCCCCCGUAACUACUUUGAGAGCGUGCUGGUACACCUCCGGAAGGCUUACGCCUUGGUUGCUGUGAAGUGGGAUCGUUCUUUUGAUAAGAUUGAGGCUCUUCGGUCAUAUGCCGGUCAGCUUUGGGCAGCUUUGGAAAGCGCGAUAUCCUUCAUCAUGGAGACGGGGAAGGAGUAUGACUUCGCAGCAUUGUGGCCCGAACCUUGUCCAGCUAUGCGAGACGAGCCCACUUCUCCGACUCGUGAGGCCGAACGCUUGAUAUAUGAGAACGAUGCUUUGUUCUUUGAGUUGGGUCAGGGGUGUUCAGUUGAAUCGUACCUGACGGAAGGUCGUGGGGCCCCUCCGCAUUCUAUAAUCUGCGGACACCGGGUGUCGGCGCUUUGUUUUGGACGGCCAUGCAGUUCCCCUAGGGUUGUGGAGGCCGUCAGGGUGCAGCAGGUCGCGGAGGCCACGCGGUGCCGUCGGCCACUGGGGUCGAGACGGCUUUGUAAAUGCCCCAAGGUGCGGAGACCGUCAGAGUGCCGCAGGCCGCAGAGGCCACGCGGUGCCGUCGGCUACUGGGGUGGAGACGGCUUUGUAAAUGCCCCAAGGUCACGGGGACCGUCGGGGUGCCGCAGGCCGCGGAGGCCAUGCUAUGCCGUCGGCCACUGGGGUCGAGACGGCUUUGUAAAUGCCCCAAGGUCGCGGAGACCAUCGGGGUGCCGCAGGCUGCGGAGGCCACGCGGUGCCGUCGGCCACUAG